UCAAAAUCUACAUCAGUUGGUAGUCAUAUUCUAAACAAGCAAAAGCUUUCCGCAGUCUUUACAAACGACCACAACAUGAAUUUCAAUAAACUAUUCGUUUUCGUGGCCUUAGUCUUGGCUGUGUGUAUUGGACAAAGUGAAGCUGGUUGGCUGAAAAAAAUCGGCAAGAAAAUUGAACGUGUUGGCCAACAUACCCGUGAUGCCACAAUCCAAACUAUUGGUGUGGCCCAACAAGCAGCUAAUGUUGCCGCUACAUUGAAGGGCAAAUAAUUGCAGAUGUUAUUAGUUUAAAACAAGUUAGCAUUAAAUAGUCGAUUAAUUUAUUUAUUUUAAUAAAGUUAAAAAUGAACAAAUAAAAA
Messenger RNA from Musca domestica (house fly), 359 nucleotides. Its product is annotated as cecropin-A2. The transcript has 2 exons. NCBI's taxonomy places the organism in Eukaryota, Metazoa, Arthropoda, Insecta, Diptera, Muscidae. Bases 76 to 270 code for a protein of 64 amino acids. Gene Ontology annotation, biological process: antibacterial humoral response; defense response to Gram-positive bacterium; defense response to Gram-negative bacterium. The record is from RefSeq and is a predicted model, not a curated record. Gene Ontology annotation, cellular component: extracellular region.